AUGGCAGCGCUACGGCUCUCAAUUUUGGCCAUCGUUGGCUUAGCUCUCUUCUCCACCAUUGAUGCCAAUCCCAUCAAGAGGGCAGCCCCGGAGGGUGUUACCGAAUUUAUAAUUUUGCACAACAACGAUAUGCAUGCCCGUUUCGAACAGACCAGUGUGGACAGUGGCAAGUGUACCAAAGAAAUGGCCAAUACCAAUAAGUGCUAUGGUGGCUUCGCCCGAGUGGCCUAUGAAGUACGCAAAUUCCGCGAGGAGGCCAAGAAUGGUGGACCACCAGUAUUGUACUUGAAUGCCGGUGACACCUAUACCGGAACGGCCUGGUUCUAUGUCUUCAAGGAUAACAUUACCGCUGCCUUUUUGAACAAACUGCAGCCGGAUGCCAUUUCCCUGGGUAACCAUGAAUUCGAUGAAGAUGUCAAGGGUUUGAUACCCUUCUUGAAUAAGGCCGAAUUCCCCGUACUAACCACCAAUUUGGAUUUGUCCAACCAACCCGAAUUGAGGGCAGCCAAAAAUCUGAAAAACUCCACGGUAUUGAAUGUCAACGGCGUCAAAGUGGGUGUUAUCGGCUAUUUAACUCCCGAGACCCAAAAUCUCACCAAGGCCAAGGAUAUCAUAUUUGUUGAUGAAGUAGAAGCCAUCAACAACGAAGCAGCCCGCCUUAAGGCCGAGGGUAUUAACAUCAUCAUCGCUUUGGGCCACUCCGGCUAUAUGAGAGAUCAGGAAAUUGCUGCCCAAUGUCCCGACGUGGAUUUGGUCAUCGGUGGCCACACCAAUACCUUCUUGUACAAUGGUGAACAACCCGAUGCUGAACGUAUUGAUGGCCCUUAUCCCACAGUGGUUAAUCAAACCUCUGGCAAGCAGGUUCCAGUGGUGCAGGCCUAUGCCUAUACCAAAUAUUUGGGUAAACUACAUGUUCAGUUCGACAAGGAUGGCAAUUUGCUGGAAUUCGAUGGCACACCCAUUUUGCUGAACGCCGAAAUACCCCGCGAAGAUGAUGUCCUGCAAUUGUUGGAAACCUAUCGUCCCGAAGUUGAAGCCUUGGAAAAUGAUAUUGUUGGCCAUACAAAAGUCCACUUGGAGGGUCGUUCGGAAAUCUGCCGCUCAGAAGAAUGUAACUUGGGUAAUCUGGUUGCGGAUUCCAUGAUCCAUGCCCGUGUUUUGGAUGAUUUGGGUGGUGCUUAUUGGACUGAUGCUGCCGUGGCUUUUAUUCAGGGUGGAGGUAUUCGCAACUCCAUUGAAAAACGUUCUGAUGGUUCCAUCCUAGCUGCCGAUGCCGUUGGUGUGCUGCCCUUCAACAAUGACUUGUAUGUGACGAAAAUUUCCGGUAAAACUUUACUCGGUGCCCUCGAACAUUCCGCCAUUAUGCAUGAACGUGAUUCAAGUGGUGGUUUCCUACAAAUGUCCGGUGUUCAUGUGACCUAUGAUUACAACAUGAAGGCUGGCAGUCGUGUGGUCAGUGCCGAAGUCCGUUGUGCUGCCUGCAAUGUACCCACUUAUGAACCCUUGGAUCAAACGAAAAUGUACAAUGUCAUUGUCCCGUUCUUUCUUUUGGAUGGUGGUGAUGGUCAUACCUUUGUUGAGGAAGGUGGUGCCGAACCCAUACGCAUGACCAAAAAGGAUUCUGAGGCUUUAAUGGAUUAUUUGAGACGUCAUGAUUUUGUCUAUCCUCAGGUGGAGGAACGUAUUACCAUUAUUCAAAAGGAGGAAGAGGAUGGUGGUCAAGGUGGUGGUGGUAAUGGCGGCGGUGGUGAUGGAGCUUUUGCCGUUGUCAGUUCGGGACUGUUGAUCGUGAUGUCAUUGCUAUCACUGCGCUUGUUCAACUAG
Molecule: messenger RNA, 1824 nt
Organism: Musca vetustissima
Lineage: Eukaryota; Metazoa; Arthropoda; Insecta; Diptera; Muscidae
Product: protein 5NUC-like
Exons: 6
Coding region: 1-1824 (607 amino acids)
Biological process (GO): AMP catabolic process
Cellular component (GO): plasma membrane
Molecular function (GO): 5'-nucleotidase activity; nucleotide binding; metal ion binding
Source: RefSeq, a predicted model, not a curated record